UAAUACAUGAGCCUGUCGUGUAAAGUUUAAAACGGGGUACUUGGGGUAUUUCCCAGCCUAUUUCAGUGCUGCCAGACAGAGCGCUUCUCCUUUACGUGAUGACGUAAAACGACGGCGCCGCACCGCAGGCUCGACAACACCGACAGCGAAGCUCCCCGAAAAGAACGAGCAGCCGGUUUACAGUACAAGAUUUGGACACAUACUAACCGCUCCAGAAUUGUGAUGUAGAUGUAGUUUUAUAUUGUAAAUGACGUUUUAGGUAACUAAGUAAAACAGUGUUAAUAAAGGACGCCAGGAGAGCUCUGUCACUCGGGCUUGAACACCUCAGCCAGUGACAAGCAAUAUCAUGAAAAUGGAGGAGCUGCACACCCAUUGCCUUAAAUGUAUUAAUAGAAGAUGUAUGGUAAGACCAGAGACUGGUGUUUCCUGUGACCUCAUUGGCUGUCCUCUUGUUUGUGGGGCAGUUUUUCACUCCUGCAAACUAGAGGAACAUCGUCUGCUGUGUCCAUAUGAAAGACUGCCUUGUUUAAACAGUGGAUUUGGUUGCCCAUUCACUAUUGCAAGGAUCAAAAUGGCACAACACCUUGAGACAUGCCCAGCGAGUAUAGUAUGUUGUACUAUGGAGUGGAACCGCUGGCCUGUGAGCUAUGCUGAUCGUAAAUCCUAUGAACAUUUGAGCAAAGAGUUUGAUGAGGUUGAGCAGCUGGAUAUGGCUUUGGCUCUGCAAGAUCAGAGGAUGCUUUUGGAGUCCCUGAAGGUGACAACCAUGGUGUCAAAGAAUGGAUAUAAGCAAGCUGAUGAAAGUGACAAGAUGACGACGGCAUCAAGUGCACCGGAAAUGGUGUUUAGUAAUGGAACAGUGGAAAUGGAAGAGGAGCCUUAUAAUGAAUUGUUUAGGGCCUCAGUGGAGACAAGAAGAAGUUUGGCUGCAGCGUUCGAUCUCCUCACUAAUUCCAAGGAUAUUAAUGUACUAGUUGGAAAUUUAAAUGGAGAAAGGACAGAGAGGAAUGGAGAAAAUGGUGAUAGUCAUACCAGCUAUGUUGUUGAGGGUGGGAAGAAUGUAGACAUGAAAGAAAGUGACACUGACUCAGAGUGUGAGUUUGGAGCUGUAGGUGGAGUGGAUUGUGCGGUGGUGACCGAUGGAGAAGAUGGUGUUAGCUGGGAAGAAGAGAAUGAAUUUGUUGAGUUGUUUUUUGAAAACAAGGAAGACCUUGUCAGUGAGCCAAUAAAUGAUUCCAACCUUGCCUGGCCGCAGAUGCCUCAUAAUUACAUACCUGUUGUAGCAGAGGAGCCUCCUGUACCUCAGCAAGCACCACUGUCACCUCCUCUGCCAUUCCUCCUGUCAGAUCACGUGCAAGAUAACUUCUUACAACACUUGCCCUCUGAACUCAGGUAUAGGUGCAUGGAGAGGAAGCUGCAGAGUGUAGAAGUAUUAAGAGGAAUAAGUAUGUUUACAUUCAGUGGCCGCCGUGCUCUACUAUCAGACCCUUACUUGUUUCGCGCAAAAAUGGAGGACAAGGCAGUGGAUACAUCUGACCUGGAUGUGGCAGAUGAUCCGAUGGGACUCCACGGCAUUGAUCUCAUUACUGCUGCAUUGCUCUUUUGCCUCGGUGACUCACCAGGAGGCAGAGGAAUCUCAGACAGCAGGUUUGUUGAUGGUUACCACAUUGACUUUGGUACACAGACUUUCUCUUUUCCUUCAGCUAUUCUUGCAACCAACACCAUGGUAGGAGACAUCGCUUCAGCCUCGGCCUGUGAUCAUGCCAGCCCGCAGCUUUCCAACCCAAGCCCGUUCCACACGCUGAGGCUGGACUUGGUGCUUGAAUGUGUGGCUCGAUACCAAACCAAGCAGCGAUCCAUGUUCACUUUUGUUUGCGGACAGUUAUUCCGUCGGGAUGAGUUCUCCUCUCAUUUCAAGAAUGUUCAUGGGGAUAUCCACGCUGGACUCAAUGGCUGGAUGGAGCAACGGUGCCCCUUGGCAUACUAUGGCUGCACUUAUUCCCAAAGACGCUUCUGUCCUUCUGUGCAGGGUUUCCGAAUCAUCCAUGAUAGGCACCUUGGCUCUUUUGGGGUUCAGCCUGGACUGGCCUACAAAACUGGUGACGGUCUCCCAAGAAGUACUUGUUGCUUUAGCGCUCAGUACGAUCAGUUCAGCUGCCUUCCAUUUGAAGUGUUGCAACAUGUGGCAAGCUUCUUGGACAGCUUUAGCUUGUGCCAGCUGUCCAGAGUGUCCCGCACCAUGAGAGAGGUAUGUGCUAGCCUACUCCAGAUGCGUGGCAUGGUCGUCUUGCUUUGGGAGAAGAAACGCCUUGCUGAUGGGACUCCUUCAUGGCAGAUCAGUGACAAAGUCUGGCGAUUCAGCACAGCUUUUGGUACAGUGAAGGAGUGGAAGUUUGCCAACAUCACCAGCAUGGCUGACCAUCUGAAGAAGUGCAAGUUCAAUACAAUUGCCCGGCGGGAGGAGGCUAUCCCGCUGCCGUGCAUGUGCUUCACCAGAGAGCUCACGAAAGAGGGCAGGUGUUUACGUUCAGUUCUCAAACCUGUAGCAUAAUCAGUUCAUUAAGAAGUGUGGUUUUGGACACUUCUCAGACUAUAUUCCAGAUGCAUUUAUCUCCAGUGUUUACAAACAUUAAAUGUUAUAACAGUUGCUUCCUCAGAGAAAUGUGGAGAAAGCCUGGUUAGUUGUUCCUUCAUGGCAGAGUCGUUUGACUCCAGUUUGUAAGACGUGAUGAAGUUAAUACGUUUUAUUUCAGCAGAUUCUGACAUAGUAAAGUCCAUAUGUGUUAAGAUAGUGACCCCCCCCCUCCCCCCCCCCUCCAAAUUUUGUAUCUGUACACCACAAGAGUUGAAAUCAAACCAGGUGUGUUAUGGUAGACUUUCAGCUUUAAUUCAAAGGAUUUAAUAAAUGUAUCACAUUAACAAUUUAGGAAUUACAGCCAUUUGUGUACAUGAUUUCUCCAUUUUCAGAGCCCAUGACUAACUGGAUAAACUAAAUAUAAGAAUUAUUGUUAAUAGGAAUGAUCACUUUUACAACCAGUUUGUUUGUUUAUUUAUUUAUUUAUAUUAAAGGAAUUUUACACUUGAUAAUAGAACCAAUUCUUGGGUUGAUUCUCCUAUGUUCCUUCUGGUAAAUUGGCUGAAAUUUCACAUCUUUUCAAGAAAACCCUUUUUUGCGUCACUCCGUGAAGCUGUACAUUUGGUGAUGCAGCAGACAAAAGUUGCACAACUCGCAGCAACAGAAGCUUACAACUUUAAAGUUAUCACGGAUGUCUUGGCGGCUUUCCUCACUUGUCUCCUUCUUUCACGGUCACUCAGUUUUGAGAAUGGCUUACUCCAGAUGGAUUUAUCACAUAGUACCAUACAGUUUGUAUUUCUUAAUCUUUGCCGUAAAGAAGUUCAUAACCUAUUCAAAUGACUUGGAAAUGCUUCUGUAUACAUCCUCUGAUUUGUCAAGCAAAAAAAAAAAAACUUGCUGUAAAAGUAAUUAUUCCUAAUUAUAAUUGUCCUUAUGUUUGGUCUGGAGGGUCUCUGUAUAAAAAUGGCUGUAAUUUCUAAAUGGUUAAUGCAAUGUUUUUGUUAAACCGCUUGAAUUAAAGCUGAAGGUUGACGCUAGAUGUUACCCAAACAUGAACCUGGAGAUCACCUUCCCUGCAUUUUUUUUAUUUUCCUCUACUCCACUCACUUCUAAUUAACUUAGUCAGGUGUGUACAGCCAAUCAAGAGCGAUGAAACAUCUGACAAGAUAAAUCAGCUGUGAUUCCAGCUGGUCUACAUGGGGAAACAUGCAGAUCAGGAUGGUGAGUCCUGAGCUUUCGUACAAGUAAAUUGCGGUCAUUUGAUUUAAAUUCCACUGUAAUCGUGUUCAGAUGCAAAAUUUAUAUAAAAUGUCACUGUCCAGAUACAUACUGUCCUCGCUGUAGUGACAGAUGGACUCUAAAGAUGGUUCUAAGCCUCGCCUUUUCCUCCCUGAUGGUUUUUAAUGACUCAAAUACUGACGCCUCUCCUCCUUCCUGACAUUUUGUAAAUAAUCAGAUGUUUGACUGAGGGUUUUUAUUUUCUUAUCAGUCAGCACUGUGCUGCAUUGAUGAUUAGAGCCUUAACUUAUGAUACACUUGAUUUCCUGGUUGUGAGGGAGUUCAGUACGUCAGUGAGAUUUGUCAGCUCUUUCUUGCGGAAGAUUCAUACCUUGAUACCUGUGAGCUUCAAGCAUAACUUUUGUUAUGCUUGAAGCUCAUAUUUUCAUUACAUGGCGUUAAGUCUACACUCUUAAUAACAACAAAAAACAAGCUGAUCACAAUGUCUACCAUUUAACAGGCUGAAAAUUCAGUGACUGGCUGAUCUGUGUUUAGCAUAAUUAUGUAGCCAUCAUUGUUUUAAAUGUUUGGUACAUGCUGUUAAAGCCACACUUUAGCCAUUUAAAAAUAAUAAUAGUUCCAUCAUUAAUCUUUAUCUUAUAGCUGACUAAUGGGCUGGCCUGUUAAUCAGAGUUAAUUAACACUAACAACCACCAAAAUGGAAUCACAUUUUCACCAUCCAUUUGGACAGUUUGACUAAUCAACUUUUCUUUUGAAUAGAUGUUCUCAUCAGUAGCCCCGGUGUCACUUCAGUGAGACAGCAGGCACGUAGACAUGUCUGAAGGAUUCUGAGAAAAGUAAAUGUGCUAUUGUUUUAAAAUGUCUUUCCUUGAGUGGUAACGGCCUCCGUAAGCAACCAGUAUCUUGCCAAAUACAUGAUCAAAUUCUGAAGUGAAUUGUUUGCUGUCCAUUAAGCGGACAUUCAGGAGCUCUUCGCUGGUCAAGUUGAAUGAAAGCAAUGAGAAUGAUGGUGAAUUCUGAGAAAAGUUGGAGAAAAUUUUCUAUGGAGAAAGAUAUUUGAGAUGAAGUUUGGUAGAUGGGGAAAGAUUAAUAACAGGUUAAAGCAAAUGACUGGACAGCUGGAACUGCUGAAUUUGCAGUUAUGCGUUAGUGAUUUGCUGCGCUCACGCUCCUAUAAAAACGUACGGGUCAAUGGAUUUAUAAAAGUAGUUUAUGUCUGAAUGGGUAAAAGAUGUGCGAUUUAUAAGAAGCAACAGCAGACUCUGCAAACUGGUGUUGGUCAUUGCAUGACAUUAUAUGUAACUAUUUUAGUGCAUGAACUCUUUGGGAAUGUUAAGGCAAAAAUCAUAUUACAAACAUCUACAGAAAACAAUUAUCCCCACAGACGUCAGAGUACUAUGGCUGUUCCAUAUAUUCUAAAACAGUAUUUCUCAAACUUUUUCAGUACCAACAACCGCUUAGCCAUUUAAAAAAAAAAAAAAAUCUCAGGGACCACCAAACUCCCAAAAUAUCCAUAACCAAUAUAGGUCUGCUUACCACUUCUACUGUAUAUUACAACAGUACAUUAUCUAUUAGACUUUGGGGUCAUUUUUAAACAGUUAAAAAUUAAAUUUUUUUAAAUAAAUAAAUAUACUUACUGACUUCAAGGGGUAAAGCGCAGACCACCAGUGAUCCGCCGACAAUACUCUGAAGAGGCUGUUCUAAACUAUACAGUAUGGUAAAACUACUGUGUAAGAGAUAAUUUAAAGGUACAAAAUCACACGUGAUGUUGAAAGUUGGCGGUCGCACCCUGCUAGUGUACAGCCUUUUGUGCAUUGUUAGUGUGCUGGUUGUAUAAUCCCCAGUGAUAAUAAUUGCAGCGAUAACUUCUUGUUUUUAAGUUUCACCAUCACUUUAAUAUCUGCAAACAACUGAACAAACUUUUGCUAUAGUCUGCUUUGUCCUUACUAUAUUAAUAAUAUUAAAAAUCUCAAUCCAUCUGAUGGGAUGUUGUACCCAGGAGCAUGUGAUUAAGUUAAAACUGAUAACCGCAGCAGCAUUUGGAGCUCUGCAAAGAGCUGACAUGAUGAAGUAUCUGAAGGAAUCUGAGAAUGGUUGAAACUUUAACAAUUCCAAAUAAAUAAAUAAAUAUCACAACUUGAGAUAUAUAUAUAUGUAUGUGUGUCCAGGGUCUAGAUUAUAUUUCUUUACUGACAUUUAUUAUAAAUGGUUCAUAAUGUUCCAGUAACCCUCUUAAAAGUCAGGCACAAGUCAUUUUUGGAAUGUGUCAGAUUAAUGCGCACAGAGGUAAAAUUCUUUCCCUUAUCAGACAUAAGUUCCUGCAUAAGUUAAGAACUACUGGAUGCUCACUGCUUUCUUAGUUUGGGGCAUCGUUGGUUAUGUUCACACUCAGAAUUGAUCAUGGUUGUGUGCGUUAAGAGCAUACUGACACUGCGUGUUCACGCUGUGGAAAAUGCUGUCUCAGGGUUGUAACGUGACGCAGUGUCGGUACAUGCUGACCAUAACGAGCAGUCUUCUUAUUUUUAGUCUGUGUAGAAAAAUCUGCUGCCUGCAGGACAGUUGGGAUGGACCUGAUUAUCGCUGUGUCGUGGAUCUGACCAGUGCACCACUCAGUGUUGUAGCAGUGUGCAUUGCAGUGCUCAUGAUUUUUAAGUUUGUCAUCAGUGUUACUGUAUAUGUGUAACUGAACUCAGAUGUUGGUUCAAAUGAUGUUUGUGUUCUUCGAAAAAACAAAUUAGUCUUGUUUGUACUGGUUUAAUUCUAGUUUUAGUUUUGAUUAAGAGUGAGAUUGAAUAACAGAUGUGACGAAUUGUUUGGAAUGUGAACUUUUUUAAUGUAAAAGAAAUGUUAUUUGUGGGAAAUUUAUAUUUUAUAGGGUCAAGGUUAGAAAAAACAAUAUUGAUGCAGUUUUUUACUAUAAAAAUCCCAACAGUGGGGUGGAUGUUUUUGUACUGGUACUUUUAUUCCCUAUUUCAGGGACCCAUUAUUACUUGUGCAUGUGGCAUAAUUCCAGUCUCAGCCUGCAUUCAUUCAGUUGUGAACAGAUGCAUGAAUAUCUGUCUCUUCAGCCUUUCUGAAGCAACGCAGGUGUUGGGGAUUUUUGUAGUGUGCAGUAAUUCAAACAGAAAAAGACAAUAGUUAGAGUUAAGUUGGACUUAAUUAAAUUCACGGUUCCUUCGUAAAAAUUUGCUGACAUGCGAAAAUCUGCCUGUGAAUUCCCCCUUGUUCCUUUUUUCUUCUGACAUUUAAAUUUAUGUUAACAUAAGGUUAACUGAUAACAUGUCCGCCACUGAGACCGCAACUAUGCCAAACGUGUGUUUCAUUUUGGGUCCCUGAAAGACUGAAUUUGCAAAGUAAAAUGUUCCUCAGUUUUGGUUUAUGUUUGAAUUUUAAUUUUUGAUUUGCACAUGAAGGCAUGUACUGUAAAAUCUUUACUCCGUAGCAAAAAUUGUAAUGUCUGCAUGAUUGAGCUCUUUAUUGGUCCACUUGUAUAAUCCUGUUUGUUCCUCAGGCUUGGCACAUUGGUUGACAUUUUCAAGUUUAACGUGUUGUAUAAUUUUUUUUUAAGUAUCAGAUAAUUUCAGUGUGACUAAAUGUCCCCAUUUUUCAGAUUUGAGACGUUGAAAGGUGUGAGUGAAAUGACUUAGUACUAUAGUGUGCAAAUGUACAAUCUGUAACUGUUUUUAUAACCUUUCGCAGGCAUCUGUCUUUUUUGAAAUCACACAAGAUUUUUGUUUUCACUCCUGCUGGUGUGUUUAUGCCACAUUAUUUCAGCUGUGUUUGUUUGAAUUUUAAUAAAGACACCAUCAGUUUGUAAGUAAA
Messenger RNA from Thalassophryne amazonica, 7636 nucleotides. It is a transcript of the gene fbxo30a, whose product is annotated as F-box protein 30a. The record is from RefSeq and is a predicted model, not a curated record. The transcript has 3 exons. Gene Ontology annotation, molecular function: ubiquitin protein ligase activity; protein binding; zinc ion binding. The coding region runs from base 347 to 2551 and encodes 734 amino acids. Lineage: Eukaryota; Metazoa; Chordata; Actinopteri; Batrachoidiformes; Batrachoididae.